AUGCACAACAUGCAAGCUCGCUCCGCAACACCUUUAUCUGCACGCACACGAAGCAACUUUACAGCAUUCAGGUCUCCCAGUGAAAACCCAUGGAAAGACCUGACAGAUGUUGAGACAGCAUCUGUUGUGCAAUGGCUGUUCCAACAGCCUGAGCUAAACCUAACCGCCGCCAAUGACGCCGGGGAGUGGGAUAAUACAAUUACCCUUGUCGAACUGAUGCGUCCGAACAAGUCCGAUGUGCUGCAGUAUCUGGACCACGAUCAACCCCCUCCCACGCGUUAUGCACAUGUUGUGCUUGACGUACGUGCUACUCUCGACCCAUACUACGCCGAAAUACUGGUUGGACCUCUGCCGGUUACCGAUCAAUCCGCCACCACUUGGGUGCCACUUGAAUAUCCUUACACGCGCAAAACACAAGGCCGCAUACGCAAUCUUGACGCUGACCACGACACUAUUCACUCUGAAUGGCUUUACAAGAUCAGCGCUUCGAUCGCCGACAUCACUCUGGACCUUUUCAAUGGCACAGCCUUAGGUCUAGACAAUGAUACCAUCAGAAUUUCAGGGAUUGACCCCCUCAGCAUUCUGCCUCUGGGAUUAUUCUUCAAGUCCGACGUCACAGGCCGUGAUCCAUCCAAGUGGAAGCUCGAGGGCUGGUUCUACAACAACACAUUCUACGAAACCACCAACGCUUUUCGAAAGGCAUACUACUCCCCAGGCUUCGUCAAGCUACCCUCCAACACCGAAGGCGACUGGGCACGAACAGAUCAACAGGGGCCAAUCCUCCCAGAAGAUCAAAAGCAGCCUCCAGUCAUGGUUGCCCCAUCAGGAGCACGGUACACUUUCGACACAGACCAAAAAUACGUAACCUGGAUGGGCUUUUCCUUCUAUAUCGGCUUCUCCCGCGACACCGGUGUUUCCAUCUUUGACGUCCGCCACAAGGAACAACGCAUUCUAUACGAGCUAGGGUUACAAGAAGCUCUGUCACACUACGCAGGAAACGACCCCGUCCAAUCCAGUACCGCAUACCUAGACUCCUACUACGGGUUCGGCCCGUACACAUUCGAGCUCGUCAAAGGCUACGACUGUCCAAUAUAUGCCACAUAUCUCAACACCUCCUUCUACGAGUCCGAAUCAACACACACCCACAUCGACAGUCUCUGUAUCUUCGAAUACGACGCCGACUACCCCAUCCAGCGACACACCACCCCAAGCUACGUCUCCACCACCAAGAACAUCUACCUCACUCUCCGGUCCGUCUCCACCAUCGGCAACUACGACUACACCAUCAGCUACACCUUCCACCUCGACGGCACCAUCGGCAUCGAUGUCCGCGCCUCAGGCUACAUCCAAGCCGCCCACUCCGCCCACAACACCAACUACGGAUACCAAAUCCACUCGGCCCUCUCCGGCUCCAUGCACGACCACAUCCUCAACUUCAAAGCCGACUUGGACAUCCUCGGCACCGCUAACUCCAUCGAACUCACCUCCCUCGGUCCCAUCACCACCACAUACCCGUGGUCCAACCCCAACCAACCACAAAACACAAUGCACCUCGCCCGCCGCAUCCUCUCCUCCGAAACAGAAAGCCGUCUCAACUUCAUCUCCCCCAACUCACAACAGACAACAACGCUCAGCAUCAUAAACCAAGACGCCCGCAACGCUUACAACGAAUCCCGCGGCUACCGUAUCCUCCCCUCAUCAUCACCCCCCUCCUCCGGACACCUAACAAUCAUCAACUCAAGCACCCUAAACCACGCAGCCCACUGGUCCGAACACGACAUCCAAAUCACCCAACACCACGACCACGAACCGCGGUCCGCACACCCAUACAAUAACCAAGACGUGUAUAACCCCAUGAUUAACUUUAACGAGUUCUUCGAUGGUGAGGACCUUAAUCAGACGGAUCUGGUGGUAUGGAUCAAUCUGGCAAUGCAUCAUGUUCCUACUACCGGGGAUUUACCGAAUACGGUGAUGACCACCGCGGUGGCGGGGGUGAGGUUUGUGCCGGGUAAUUAUUUUCCGGGGGAUCAGAGUCGCGGGACGGUGAAUAUGCUUAGGGUUGGGUUUGGAGAUGAUGAGGAUGUGGUGGAGGUGGAGACGUUUGGGCAGGCGGGGGAGAGGGUGGAGGUUGUGGUGAGGCCGGUGGAGGAGGUGCUUUGGGGGUGA
Messenger RNA from Aspergillus luchuensis, 2166 nucleotides. RefSeq lists its product as uncharacterized. The record is from RefSeq and is a predicted model, not a curated record. The coding region runs from base 1 to 2166 and encodes 721 amino acids. Gene Ontology annotation, biological process: amine metabolic process. The transcript has 4 exons. Gene Ontology annotation, cellular component: plasma membrane. Lineage: Eukaryota; Fungi; Ascomycota; Eurotiomycetes; Eurotiales; Aspergillaceae. Gene Ontology annotation, molecular function: primary methylamine oxidase activity; copper ion binding; quinone binding.